This is a messenger RNA of Cheilinus undulatus (humphead wrasse), 2031 nucleotides long. Its product is annotated as importin subunit alpha-1-like. Gene Ontology annotation, cellular component: cytoplasm; nucleus. Gene Ontology annotation, biological process: NLS-bearing protein import into nucleus. The coding region runs from base 296 to 1888 and encodes 530 amino acids. Gene Ontology annotation, molecular function: nuclear import signal receptor activity; protein binding. The transcript has 11 exons. The record is from RefSeq and is a predicted model, not a curated record. Lineage: Eukaryota; Metazoa; Chordata; Actinopteri; Labriformes; Labridae.
GUAACCGGCUUGCCUCGAAGACAGCAUGUCGGUGAUUCGGUUUAACGCGGUUGUUAACGGGUGACCACUGUGACUUUGAGCUGAAUACAUCUGUUGUAGUAAAACGGCCGAGGGUCGUAAAAGAAGUAUCUGUGUUGAGCUGUCAGUUAUGAUAUCAACGUACUCUUCGAAAUAUAUUCAACACAAAAUAAACAAAGUGCAAUCGCGACACAACGACACUACGACGACCGCCGGCGUAUUCGGCUGAAAGUCAAAAGAUUACGGGGGAGUGCCUCUAUCGUCUCUAGUAUACUGAAUGACCGUUCCAGGAGCAGAAAUGUCAUCUGCCAACGACAGUGGAGUUCGACUCACCCAGUUUAAAAACAAAGGGAAAGAUGCCAAUGAACUUAGACGAAGAAGAGCGGAAUUCACCGUGGAAAUCCGGAGAGCAAAGAAGGAGGAACAGAUAUUUAAAAGGAGAAACGUCCUGACCCUUCUUGACGAGCCAAUGUGUAUUCUAAAGGAUCUCAAAGUACAGCCUUUACAGCAAUGGACUCUGGGGGAGAUUGUCAUAGGUGUAAACAGCCAGAACUUAGAUCAUCAGCUGGAGGCCACACAGGCAGCCAGGAGAUUCCUCUCUAGUGAUUGUAACCCGUCUAUAGACUGUAUUAUCAAAGCAGGACUUAUCCAAAAGUUUGUUGGUUUUCUGGCAUAUUAUGAAUACCCACCGAUCCAGUUUGAGGCAGCAUGGGCCCUGACCAACAUUGCCUCAGGUACCUCAGAACAAACCACAGCCGUUGUUGAAGGAGGGGCUGUCCCAGCAUUUAUCAACCUGGUGUCAUCUCCCCACCUACACAUCAGUGAGCAGGCCAUUUGGGCUCUGGGUAACAUUGCAGGUGAUGGACCUAACUACAGAGACCUUGUGAUCAAACAGGGAGGUCUUCGGCAACUCCUUACUGUGCUUGAACACCAUGAUCUGGCAGAAUUUCCUCCUGGCUACCUGAGAAAUGUUACCUGGACCCUGUCAAACAUCUGUCGGAACAAGAACCCAGCUCCUCCAAUAGCGGCAGUGAACCAGCUGCUCCCAGCUCUCGCGCGCCUCAUUAACCAUGAUGACAAGGGGGUUCUGGCAGACAGCUGCUGGGCCAUAUCCUACCUGACGGAUGGUUCAAAUGAGAGAAUAGAGGUGGUGGUGCGAGCUGGCGUGGUGCCCCGCCUUGUUCAGCUGCUCUCCUUUGAGGAACUCUCCAUUGUGUCUCCAGCCCUACGGUCAGUUGGUAACAUUGUGACUGGGACUGAUGAGCAGACUCAGCGUGUGCUAAAUGCAGGUGCCUUGGCGAUGUUUCCCAGGCUGAUGCGCCAUCAUAAGUCAAAUAUCCAAAAAGAGGCAGCCUGGACAGUGUCCAAUAUCACUGCUGGCAAGGACAACCAGAUUCAGGAGGUCAUCAAUGCCGGCCUGAUACCCGUACUGGUGGAGAUUCUGCAGCAGGGAGACCACGUGACCCAGAGUGAGGCAGUGUGGGCUGUCACAAAUUACACCAGUGGUGGAACGGCAGAACAAAUAGCUUUCCUUAUCCACUGCGGCGUGCUGGAGCCUCUGCUAAACAUGCUGAAGGUCAAAGACAGCAAAAUCAUAUUAGUCGUUCUGGAUGCAGUCAGCAAUAUUCUACAGAUGGCACGCAAAACUGGUGAAAUUGAGAAGAUGUGCAUAAUGAUUGAGGAGAUUGGUGGUUUGGACAAGAUUGAAGCACUGCAGUACCAGGAAAAUGAAGCUGUGUACAAGUCCUCCCUCAACAUUAUAGAUCAGUUUUUCUCUGAAGAUACAGAAGAUGAGUCUAUUUGUCCUGAGGCUUUUGCAGAGAGUUAUACCUUCCAGAUCCCUGAAGACCAAUGUGCUUUCAAGUUUUGACCCUAAAAGCGUUUUCUUUGAAACAUAACCUUUGUACUUUUGUUGAUAUUUUUGUAUAAUGUCAGACAUGUCUCUUUUGCCCAUUCAACACCAGGACAAAUAUUCCUGUUUACCCAUUUGUAAAUAAAUUUUUACAAAUUCAA